Drosophila grimshawi is the source of this 911-nucleotide messenger RNA. Its product is annotated as farnesol dehydrogenase. The transcript is spliced from 2 exons. Bases 20 to 769 code for a protein of 249 amino acids. The record is from RefSeq and is a predicted model, not a curated record. Lineage: Eukaryota; Metazoa; Arthropoda; Insecta; Diptera; Drosophilidae.
GACACCGAUUUAGUUAAAAAUGAAUCGCUGGAUUAAUCGUGUCGCUGUUGUCACUGGUGCAAGUGCGGGCAUUGGAGCUGCAUGUUGCAAAGAUCUCGUGGCCAAGGGCAUGAUGGUCGUGGGCCUAGCACGUCGGCAACAUCGACUUGAAGAACUAAAGGCAUCACUACCUUCCGAUCAGGCUCAACGAUUCCAUUGGCGUCAGUGUUACGUAGGUAAUGAGCAACAAGUAAUGGAUUCCUUUGCCUGGAUUGAUGAGAACCUCGGUGGUGCAGAUGUUCUGGUAAACAAUGCGGGCAUUACUCGUAGCAUCUGUAUAACUGAUGAAGGAAAUGGUGCCGAUCUGCGCAAUAUUCUCAAUACCAAUGUAUUGGGUGUCUCCUGGUGCACCCGAGAAGCAUUUUGCUCUAUGCAGCGACGCCGGGUAAACGAUGGACAUGUGAUUAUUAUUAAUAGCAUUGCCGGACAUCGUGUGCCCGUUGUGCCUGACUUGAGCCUGAACAUGUAUGCACCAUCUAAGCACGCUGUCACGGCGCUAACCGAAGUGCUUCGCCAGGAGUUCCACAACAAGGGCACCAUGACAAAGAUCACAAGAAUCAGUCCAGGGGUCGUAGAUACGGAGAUUUUUGAUAAAAACUCGCCCGAAUUGUACAAAAUGCCAAUGUUACGUGCCAAGGAUGUGGCCGAUGCGGUAUCUUACUGCAUUCAAACGCCACCCAACGUGCAGAUUCACGAGCUGAUUCUGAAGCCGCUAGGGGAAGUUCUUUAGUCCAGUUGUAUCCAAGCAAUUAAUUGAAAGAAAAUACACAUACACACAAGGACAUAUCAAUAUUUGUACAUAUAAAUUUGAUUUCUUUUCUAAAAAAUUAUUUGUGUUAAAUUGUUGAUAAAUUUGUAUGAAAGACUAUUUA